AUGAAAAAAGAGUGGAAGCUUUAUGACCGAUUAAUGAGGCUUGAAACCGGACUCGGUGGGACGAGAAGCCAGAUAGAUGCAUCGCCCGAGUGCAAUCCAAACGGAGAAAAUGUGGAAGGCAAAGGAGAUAGUGAUGAUAUCAAUUUAGAUGAUGAUGUUGAGCCGCUUUUUCCUAGUUUCCAUGAAAGUAGUUCAAGUAAGAAGAAAAGGUCUAAGCAUGUUUCCAACAACCGUUCAACCAAGAGUAAAAGUUCAGUUUUCGAAGAAAAAGUAGAUGCUUUGUUGGAUGUCAUAUCAACAAAAAGCACACAAACUUAUCCACAAAAUAAUCCUUCGCCAACAAUAGCAGAUUGCAUGGCCAUUGUUACCAAGUUUCCCGAUUUUCGUGAAGGCUCCAACGAAUUUUCACAAGCAUUGUUUGUGUUCACCAAAAAGCAAAACCGUGAAGCUUUUAUGUUUCCAACGACUGACGAAGCCAAGAUGGGGAUGGAUAGUGAUGAGUCUAAUUCUUCUAAUGAUAAUGAAGAAUGGUGGGUGGAAGAGGAUAGACAAUUUAAAAUGUUAUGUGGAUUAGCUUUAAAAGGUAUAAUACUAGCUCGUAACGUACGUAUGCCAUGUCACACUUCAGACCGCACAGGGAACAUGUUUAUUAAUGAAGUACUAAAUGGACAUCCUAGACGGUGUUAUGAGAUGUUUAGAUUGCACGUACCGGUUUUUAGACAGUUAUGCGCAGAUCUUGCUACAAAUUACGGGCUACAACAAACACGAAAUAUAUCUAUUGAGGAAUCUGUAGGAAUAUUCUUGAUGACGUUGGCUCAUGGGUGUAGCAAUAGAUUUGUGCAAGAGUUUUUUAACCAUUCGGGGGAAACAAUUCAUAGGCAUUUCCAUACAGUUUUGAAAGCCGUGCUAAAACUGAGUGCCGACAUCAUCAAGCCAGACGCAAACUAUAAUGAUGAUGUUCCUGAAUAUAUAUUAAAUAACCCUCGGUAUUACCCAAUGUUCAAGGAUUGCAUUGGUGCUAUAGAUGGGACACACGUUAGGGCAUCAGUUCCACAAAACGAGGAAGCGAAGUACAUUGGUCGAAAGGGAUAUGCAACACAAAAUAUAAUGGCUGUUUGUGAUUUUAACAUGUGUUUUACAUUUGUAUGGGCCGGUUGGGAGGGAACUGCACAUGACACAAGAAUUUUCAAUGAAGCCCUACAGAGAUCAGAUCUUAAUUUUCCAUAUCCAACUGGUGAUAAAUAUUACGUUGUUGAUGCCGGAUAUCCAAAUACUAGAGGGUAUCUUGCUCCAUACAAAGGCACAAAUAUUCGUUAUCAUUUACCGGAUUUUCGACGUGGACACUCGGCUGCUGUUCGUGAACCUCGUGAACCGAAAGAGAAAUUUAAAUAUCUCCACUCAUCAUUGCGGAAUAUCAUUGAACGAACUUUUGGAGUAUGGAAAGCUAGGUGGGCGUUAUUAAGAGACAUGCAUGUUAAUUACAAGUAUAAGAACCAAGUUAAAAUUGUGAUAGCAUCGAUGGCGAUCCAUAACUAUAUCAGAAAGUUUGGUAGGUUUGAUGAAGCGUUUAAUAGGGCACAACAAGAAUCCUACAAUCCCAUACGAAGUGAUACUAGUAGUGAAGUUUACGAAGAAGGUCCGAGUACACGUCGCACGAGUGGUGAUGAUUUAUAUAUGGCAACGAUACGAGAUAUUAUUGCACAAGAUAUAAACAUAUUGCGAAGACGAAUGUAA
Messenger RNA from Lactuca saligna, 1734 nucleotides. The record is from the annotation of a GenBank genome assembly. NCBI's taxonomy places the organism in Eukaryota, Viridiplantae, Streptophyta, Magnoliopsida, Asterales, Asteraceae.